This is a messenger RNA of Erinaceus europaeus (western European hedgehog), 10830 nucleotides long. It is a transcript of the gene MUC2, whose product is annotated as mucin 2, oligomeric mucus/gel-forming. Gene Ontology annotation, molecular function: protein binding. The record is from RefSeq and is a predicted model, not a curated record. Gene Ontology annotation, cellular component: extracellular matrix. The coding region runs from base 1 to 10725 and encodes 3574 amino acids. Lineage: Eukaryota; Metazoa; Chordata; Mammalia; Eulipotyphla; Erinaceidae. The transcript has 50 exons.
AUGGGGCUGCCACUGGCCCGCCUGGUGGCCGUCUGCCUGGCUCUGGCUUCGGCCAGCGGCCAGGAGCUGCUCAGAGGCGGUGGGGUCUCCGGGCCCCUGGCUCUGGGCUGCAGGAGCCGAGCGGUACAGGUGGUGGCGGGAAGGUGUCCAUCCCUGUGCCCAGGCCAGGCUGGCUCCCCCCGGCCCCCGCUCACCCCGCUGCCCACAGGCAGGACCCGUGCCCACGGCCACAGUGUGUGCAGCACAUGGGGCGACUCCCACUACAAGACCUUCGACGGUGACGUCUUCCGCUUCCCCGGGCUGUGCGACUACAAGUUCGCGUCCGACUGCAGGGACUCCUACAAGGAGUUUGCUGUGCACCUGCGGCGGGGUCCCAGGCAGGGCGGGCACCCCCACAUUGAGUCCAUCCUGCUGACCGUCAAGGACGACACCGUCUACCUUACCCGCCAGCUGGCCGUGGUCAACGGGGCCAUGGUGAGCACCCCGCACUACAGCCCCGGGCUGCUCAUCGAGAAGAAUGACGCCUACACCAAGGUUUACUCCCGUGCGGGGCUGGCGCUCAUGUGGAACCGCGAGGACUCGCUCAUGCUGGAGCUGGACAGCAAGUUCCGGAACCAUACCUGUGGCCUCUGUGGGGACUACAAUGGCCUGCAAACCUACUCGGAGUUUCUCUCUGAGGGUGUGGCCUUCAGUGCUGUGGAAUUUGGGAACUUACAGAAGAUCAACAGGCCCGAGGUGGCGUGUGAGGACCUGGAGGAGCUGCCCCCAACACCCUCUUCCUGCUCUCUGCAUCGUGCCGAGUGUGAGCGCCUGCUGACGGCGCCAGCCUUCGCGGACUGCCAGGCCCGGGUGGCCCGGGAGCCCUACGUGCAGGCCUGCGUGCUGGACCUCUGCACAUGCGCCCGCAGCCCCGCCUGUGCCUGCAGCACCCUGGCCGAGUUCUCCCGCCAGUGCUCCCACGCGGGCGGGCGGCCUGGAAACUGGAGGAGUGCCUCGCUGUGCCCCAAGAGCUGCCCUGGUAACAUGAUCUACCUGGAGAGCGGCUCCCCUUGCAUGGACACCUGCUCACACCUGGAGGUCAGCAGCCUGUGUGAGGAGCACCGCAUGGAUGGCUGCUUCUGCCCCGAAGGCACCGUGUAUGAUGAUGUGGCGGGCAGUGGCUGCGUCCCCGUGAGCCAGUGUCACUGCAAACUGCACGGACGCCUGUACUCACCCGGCCAGCAGAUCAGCAGUGACUGCGAGCAGUGCGUGUGCAAGGCUGGCCGCUGGGCGUGCAAGGAGCUCCCCUGCCCAGGCACCUGCGCCCUAGAGGGCGGCUCUCACGUCACCACCUUUGACGGCAAGAAGUACACCUUCCACGGGGACUGCUACUACGUGCUGGCUCGGGGGGACCACAAUGACUCCUACGCCCUCCUGGGCGAGCUGGCGCCCUGCGGCUCCACGGAGAAGCAGACCUGCCUGAAGACGGUGGUGCUGCUGGCCGACCAGAAGAAGAACGUGGUGACCUUCAAGUCUGAUGGCAGUGUGCUGCUGAACCAGCUGGAGGUGAACCUGCCCCACGUGACUGCGAGCUUCUCCGUCUUCCAGCCGUCCUCCUACCACCUCAUCGUGAACACGGCCUUCGGGCUGCGGCUGCAGCUGCAGCUGGUGCCGGUCAUGCAGCUGUUUGUCACCCUGGACCAGGCGUCCCGGGGUCACGUGCAGGGUCUCUGCGGGAACUUCGAUGGCCAGGCCGGCGACGACUUCCGCACGGCAGGCGGCCUGGUGGAGGCCACGGGUGCCGGCUUCGCCAACUCCUGGAAGGCCCAGGCCAGCUGCCACGACCAGCAUGACUGGCUGGAAGACCCCUGCUCCCUCAACAUCGAGAGCGCCAACUACGCCGAGCACUGGUGCUCACUGCUCAAGAAGACGGAGACGCCCUUCGGCCGCUGCCACUCAGUCGUGGACCCCACUGAGUACUACAAGAGGUGCAAGUACGACACGUGCAACUGCAGGAACAACGAGGACUGUCUGUGCGCCGCGCUAUCCUCCUACGCGCGAGCCUGCGCCGCCCGCGGGGUCAUGCUCUGGGGCUGGCGGGAGCGCGUCUGCAACAAGGACGUGGGCGCCUGCCCCGGAUCGCAGGUGUUUCUCUACAACCUGACCACCUGCCAGCAGACCUGCCGCUCGCUGGCCGAGCCCGACGCCCACUGCCUGCGCGGCUUCGCGCCGGUGGACGGCUGCGGCUGCCCCCGCCACAGCUUCCUGGACGAGAAGGGCCGCUGCGUGCCGCUGGCCAGGUGCUCCUGCUACCACCGCGGCCUCUACCUGGAGGCGGGCGAGGUGCUGCUGCGGCAGGAGGAGCGCUGCGUCUGCAAGCAUGGGAGGCUGCAGUGCAUGCAAGUCCGGCUGCUGGGCCAGAGCUGCAAGGCCCCGAAGGAGCACGUGGACUGCAGUGACCCCUCGGCGCUGACCCUCCGGAGCCCGCGGGCCCUCAGCUGCCAGACGCUGGCGGCCGGCUACUACCAGACGGAAUGUGUGAGCGGCUGCGUGUGCCCCGAGGGGCUGCUGGACGAUGGGCGUGGGGGCUGCGUGCAGGAGGUGGCCUGCCCCUGUGUGCACAACAAUGAUCUCUACUCCCCGGGAGAAAAGAUCGCGGUGGACUGCAACACCUGCACCUGCGAGCGGGGCCGCUGGGUCUGCACCCAGGCUGUGUGCCAUGGCACCUGCACCAUCUACGGCAGCGGCCACUACGUCACCUUCGACGGCAAGUACUUUGACUUCGAUGGCCACUGCUCCUACGUGGCCGUGCAGGACUACUGUGGCCAGAACUCCUCCGGGGGAUCCUUCAGCGUCAUCACCGAGAACGUCCCCUGUGGUACCACAGGCGUCACCUGCUCCAAGGCCAUCAAGAUCUUCCUAGGGAGGACGGAGCUGAAGCUGGAGGACAGGCAUCGCAUGGUCAUCCAGCGUGACCAGGGCCACCACGUGAGUUACACUACGCGGGAGGUGGGCCUGUACCUGGUGGUGGAGGCCAGUAUCGGCAUCAUUGUCAUCUGGGACAAGCGGACAACCAUCUUCAUCAAGCUGGCGCCUUCCUACAAGGGCACGGUGUGCGGGCUAUGUGGGAACUUUGACAGCCGCUCCAACAAUGACUUCACCACGCGGGACCACAUGGUGGUGGACAGCGAGCUGGACUUCGGGAACAGCUGGAAAGAGGCUCCCACCUGCCCCGACGUGACCUCCACCCCCGAGCCCUGCGCCCAAAACCCACACCGCCACGCCUGGGCCGAGAAGCAGUGCAGCCUCAUCAAGAGCACCGUGUUCAGCGUCUGCCACAGCAAGGUGGACCCCAAGCCCUUCUACGAGGCCUGCGUGCACGAUUCCUGCUCCUGCGACUCUGGCGGCGACUGUGAGUGCUUCUGCUCCGCCGUGGCGGCCUACGCGCAGGAGUGCACCAAAGAGGGCGCCUGUGUCUUCUGGAGGACCCCCGACCUGUGCCCCGUGUUCUGUGACUUCUACAACCCCCCCCAUGAGUGCUCCUGGCACUAUGAGCCGUGUGGGAACCGCAGCUACGAGACCUGCAGGACCUUCCAUGGCCUCCACUCCAACAUUUCCGUGUCCUACCUGGAGGGCUGCUACCCGCGGUGUCCGGUGGAUAAGCCCAUCUUUGAUGAGGACCUGAAGAAGUGUGUCACCUCUGACGAAUGCGGCUGCUACGUGGACGACACCCACUACCCCCCGGGAAGCAUCCUGCCCUCCGAAGACAUCUGCCAGUUAUGCAAAUGCACCACCGACUCGAAUGUCACGUGUUGGCCUGAUGUAGGGAAGCUCCUCAACUUCACGCAAGACGGCUCCUUCUGCUAUUGGGAGAUAUGUGCGCCCGACGGCUCUGUGGAGAAGCACUUCAACGUCUGCAUAUCUAGCACGACGCCCUGGACCCCCACACCCAGCAGGCCCGCGACCACCACCACCACCACCGCCACCAGCAGCACCGCCACCCCCAGCACCACGGCCAGCACAGUCUCUGUUCCGCCGUCAACCACGCCCAAGCUGUGCUGCUUCUGGUCUGAUUGGAUCAACGAAGACCACCCCAGCACGGGCAGUGACCAUGGCGACCGGGAGACCUUUGAGGGCGUCUGCCAAGCCCCGGAGGACAUCCAGUGCCGUGCCGCCACAGAGCCCCACCUCAGCUGGGAGGAGCUGGGACAGAAGGUGCAGUGUGACGUCUCCACUGGCUUCACCUGCAAGAAUGAAGAACAGUUUGGCAUCGACCUCUUUGGGCUCUGUUAUGACUACGAGAUCCGUGUCAACUGCUGUCUGCCGAUGGACCAGUGUCCUCCGGGCACGGCCACCUCUGAGCCCACCACCCCAAGCCGGACCCCGACCCCGAUCUCCAGCACCACCACUUCCCCGCUCACCUCCACUGAGUCUCCAAGCACGACCACAACCGUUUUCACCACCUCACCAACGCCAUCCUCAAUCACGUCUCUGACCACUUCUCCUGGGUCUCCAACCACGACCCAAACUCCAAGCACCACAACUACUGGGUCACCGACCACGUCUCCGACCACCACCUCCACCACCUUGCCAAGCACGACCCCAACCACCACCCCAACCACCACCUCUACUGAACCACCAACCACCACCCCAACCACCACGUCUACUGAACCACCAACCACCACCCCAACCACAACCUCCCCAACUGCAUCUCCGACCACCUCUCCUGGGAUUCCAACCAGGACGCCAACCGAGACACCAAGCAUCACCACUACUGGAUCCCCAAUCACAUCUCCGACCACCACCUCCACCAGUUCCCCAACCACAACUGCCACUGUGUCACUGACGACGCCCACCGUGCCCAGCACCCCUUCAAGCAGCACGGCCACCACGUGGCCCACAUCCACGAUGUGUCUGGAAGACUGCCACUGGACGGGCUGGCUGGACUCCGGCAAGCCCGAGUACGGCAAGCCGGGAGGAGGAGAUUUCGAGUCCAUCGAGGGCGUCUGCGGGGACAAGUGGGCAGCCAACAUCUCCUGCAGGGCCACCAUGUUCCCCGACCGGCCCCUCGAGCAGCUGGGGCAGAGCCUGGUGUGUGACCUCUCUGUGGGUCUGGUGUGCAGGAACGAGGACCAGAAGCCGCAGGGCGGGGUGCACAUGCCCUACUGCCUCAACUAUGAGAUCAGCGUCCUCUGCUGUGGGUACUGUGCCACGCCCACCGCCGGCACCACCACCCAGAGCCCGGCUCCAACGCCCAGCACCGUCUCCACGUCCAUGGCCACGUCCACGCAGACUCCCGCGCCCACUGCCACCUCCUACUCCACCUCCUCCACUGAGGCACCGACUUCCUCACCCAGCACCCCGGGGACCUCACCCCCCAGCACCUUCUCCACCACCACACCACCUGAGACCCCAACUCCAACCAUCAGUAGCAGCACCUCCACAGGCACCCCACCUCCAUCAUCCAGCACCCCAGGAACCCCACCCCCCAGCACCAUCUCCACCACAACAUCACCUGAGACCCCACCUCCAUCCACCACCACCUCCACAGUCACCCCAACUCCAACCCCAACCACCUCCACAGGCACCCCACCACCUUCAUCCACCACCACAGGCACCCCACCUCCAUCAUCCACCACCACAGGCACCCCACCCCCCAGCACCAUCUCCACCACAACACCACCUGAGACCCCACAUCCAUCCACCACCACCUCCACAGUCACCCCAACUCCAACCCCAACUACCUCCACAGGCACCCCACCUCCAUCGUCCACCACCACAGGCACCCCAACCCCCAGCACCAUCUCCACCACAACAUCACCUGAGACCCCACCUCCAUCCACCACCACCUCCACAGUCACCCCAACUCCAACCCCAACCACCUCCACAGGCACCCCACCUCCAUCGUCCACCACCACAGGGACCCCACCUCCAUCAUCCACCACCACAGGCACCCCACACCCCAGCACCAUCUCCACCACAACAUCUCCUGAGACCCCACCUCCAUCCACCACCACAGAGAUCACCACUCCCACGACUCCCACCACCACAGGCACCACAACCACUCAGUCCCCAACCCCCAGCACCAUCUCCAGCAGCAUCUCCACAGGGACCCCAACUGCAACCCCAACCACCUCCACAGGGACCCCACCUCCAUCGUCCACCACCACAGGGACCCCAACUCCAACCCCAACCACCUCCACAGGCACCCCACCACCUUCAUCCACCACCACAGGGACCCCACCUCCAUCAUCCACCACCACAGGCACCCCACCCCCCAGCACCAUCUCCACCACAACAUCACCUGAGACCCCACCUCCAUCCACUACCACCUCCACAGUCACCCCAACUCCAACCCCAACUACCUCCACAGGCACCCCACCACCUUCAUCCACCACUACAGGGACCCCAACUCCCAGCACCAUCUCCACCACAACACCACCUGAGACCCCACCUCCAUCCACUACCACCUCCACAGUCACCCCAACUCCAACCCCAACUACCUCCACAGGCACCCCACCACCUUCAUCCACCACUACAGGGACCCCAACACCUUCAUCCACCACCACAGGGACCCCAACUCCAUCAUCCACCACCACAGGGACCCCACCUCCAUCCUCCACCACCACAGAGAUCACCACUCCCACGACUCCCACCACCACAGGCACCACAACCACUCAGACCCCACCCCCCAGCACCAUCUCCAGCAGCAUCUCCACAGGGACCCCAACUGCAACCCCAACCACCUCCACAGGGACCCCACAUCCACCGUCCACCACCACAGGGACCCCACCUCCAUCACCCACCACCACAGGGACCCCACCUCCAUCGUCCACCUCCACAGGGACCCCACCUCCAUCGUCCACCUCCACAGGGACCCCACCUCCAUCAUCCACCACCACAGGGACCCCACCUCCAUCAUCCACCACCACAGGGACCCCAACCCCCAGCACCAUCUCCACCACAACAUCUCCUGAGACCCCACCUCCAUCCACCACCACCUCCACAGUCACCCCAACUCCAACCACAACCACCUCCACAGGCACCCCACCACCUUCAUCCACCACCACAGGCACCCCACCUCCAUCAUCCACCACCACAGGGACCCCACCCUCCAGCACCAUAUCCACAGCAUCUCCUGAGACCCCACCUCCAUCCACCACAACCAUAGGGACCCCAACUCCCAGCACCUUUUCUACCACCACAUCACCUGGGAGGCCACCUUCAACCACCAUUAGCAGCACCUCCACAGGGACCCCACCUCCAUCAUCCAGCACCCCGGGGACCCCACCCCCCAGCACCAUCACAUCCACCACCUCCACAGAGACACCCUCUCCCACCUCUCCCAUCACUCCUGCCUCAACUCCCACCAGCACAGGAACCACAACUAGAGGCACCCCUACACCCAGCAGCACCCCCACCAGCACCUCCACAGGCACCCCAACUCCAACCUUAACCACGUCCACAGGGACCCCACCUCCACCAUCCAGCACCCCAGAGACCCCAACUCCCAGCACUCUCUCCACCACAACACCCUCUGAGACCCCAACUCCAACCUCAACCACGUCCACAGGGACCCCACCUCCACCAUCCAGCACCCCAGAGACCCCAACUCCCAGCACUCUCUCCACCACAACACCCUCUGAGACCCCAACUCCAACCCCAACCACGUCCACAGGGACCCCACCCCCACCAUCCAGCACCCCAGGGACCCCAACUCCACUCAUCAGCACCCCAGGGACUCCACCUCCAUCAUCAAGCACCACGGGGGUCACACCCCCCACCUCCACCACAACCACAAGAACCCCCACAGUCACUGCCAGCAGUGUGGUGACCCCCACCCCACCUGCUGGACAGUCCACUCCUUCAACCUCGCUGUCUCCAUCCCCCUCCUCCACGGAAUCUGCCACCCCAAUCACAUCGCCGGCAACAGUGCAGACAGCCAGCACGAAGCUGCCCCUCACGCCCGCCACGCCACCAGGCACACCCCCUUCUGAGACCACCCCCCGGCCGCCGGUCACGGCCUCCACCACCUCGCGGCCCUGGCCCCCCACCACAAUGCAGAGCAGCAGCUCCUCACCUCCCACGCCGAGCCCCAUGAGCUCUCCCAGUGUCAGUAUGAACACGGGCACGGGGGUCUCCGUCUCCACCGGGACCCAGUACACCUGCUGCGUUGUCAACGACACCUACUUCGGACCAGGAGAGCUGGUGUACAACGGCACACACGGAGACACCUGCUACUACGUCAACUGCUCUGAGACCUGCAACCUCGAGUUCUACAACUGGACCUGCGUGUCCACGCCUGCACCCACGCCUGCACCCACGCCCUCCACACCAGUCCCCACGCCCUCCACGCCCUCCACGCCCUCCACGCCAGUCCCCACCCCCUCCCCCACCCAGGCUGCCACUGUGUCCACCUCGACUCCCCCCGCGCCCCCCGGCCCCGGGUGCCCGGACUUCGACCCCCCCCGAAAGGAGAACGAGACGUGGUGGCUGUGUAACUGCACCCAGGCCAUCUGCAAAUACAACAACACGGUGGAGCUGGUGGAGGUGCCCUGUGUGCCUCCGCCCAUGCCCACCUGCUCCAACGGCCUCAGCCCUGUACGCGUCAUGGACCCCGAUGGCUGCUGCUGGCACUGGGAGUGUGACUGCUACUGCACGGGCUGGGGUGAUCCCCACUACGUCACCUUCGACGGGCUGUACUACAGCUACCAGGGCAACUGCACCUACGUGCUGAUGGAGGAGGUGCACCCCACAGUGGACAACUUCGGGGUGUACAUCGACAACUACCACUGCGACCCCCGAGACCAGGUGUCCUGCCCUCGCUCGCUCAUCGUGCGGCAUGAGACGCAGGAGGUGCUGCUCACCACCGUGCAGAUGGCACCCAUGCGGGUGCAGGUGCAGGUUAACCGGCAGGCCGUGGCACUACCCUACCGCAAGUUCGGGCUGCAGAUUUACGAGUCUGGCAUCAACUAUGUGGUGGACAUCCCCGAGCUGGGUGCCCUCUUCUCCUACAAUGGCCUCUCCUUCUCCAUCCGUCUGCCUUUCCACCGCUUUGGCAACAACACCAAGGGCCAGUGUGGCACCUGCACCAACACCACGGUGGACGACUGUGUGCUGCCCAGCGGGGACGUGGUGGCUGACUGUGAGGUGGCGGCUGAUGGGUGGGUGGUGAACGACCCCUCCAAGCCCCACUGCCCCCAGGGCAGCUUCACCACCCAGCGACCGGCCAUCACCAAGCCAGGGGCUGGCGGCACCCCCAGCCAGGGCUGUGCGUCCCCACUGUGCGAACUCAUCAAGGACAGCCUGUUCGCCCCGUGCCACGCUGCGGUGCCCCCCCAGCACUACUACGACGCCUGCGUGUUCGACAGCUGCUUUGUGCCAGGCGCAGGCAUGGAGUGUGCCAGCCUGCAGGCCUAUGCCACCCUGUGUGCCCAUCAGGGCGUGUGCGUGGACUGGCGCAACCGCACCGGCGGGGCCUGUCCGGUGACCUGCCCGGCCCACCGGGAGUACCGAGCCUGCGGCCCCACUGAGGAGCCCACCUGCAAGUCCGGUUCCCCUCAGCAGAAUGACACACGGCUGGUGGAGGGCUGCUUCUGUCCUGAGGGUACCAUGAGCUACGCCCCUGGCUAUGAUGUCUGUGUGGACACCUGCGGCUGCGUGGGCCCCGACAAUGUGCCCAGAGAGUUCGGGGAGCAUUUCGAGUUCGACUGCAAAGACUGCGUGUGCUUGGAGGGCGGGAGCGGCAUCGUGUGCCAGCCGUGGCAGUGCCGCCAGCAGCCCGGCCUGCAGUGCAGCGAGGAGGGCACCUUCCCCGUCACCGAGGUGGACCCCUCAGACACCUGCUGCAAUGUCACCUUCUGCAAGUGUGACGUCAGCCUGUGCAAGGAGCCGGCCGCCUGCCCGCUGGGCUUCGAGGUCAAGAAGGUGACGGCGCCCGGGCGCUGCUGCCCGGCCUACUCCUGCGAGCCCAAGGGUGUGUGUGUGUUGAACAACGCCGAGUACCAGCCCGGCUCUCCAGUCUAUUCCUCCAAGUGCGAGGAGUGCAGGUGCACCGACAAGAAGAACAGCAGCACCCAGCUCAACGUCGUCAGCUGCUCGCACGUGCCCUGCCCCAGCUCCUGCAGCCCCGGCUUCGAGCUGGUGCCGGCACCUGGCGAGUGUUGCCGCAAGUGUGAGCAGACCAGCUGCAUCAUCUCACGUCCCCAUGGGCAGCAUCUCAUCCUGAAGCCCGGAGACAUGCAGAGUGACCCCAGCAACAACUGCACCUUCUUCAGCUGCGUGAAGAUCCACAACCAGCUCAUCUCCUCAGUGUCCAAUAUCACCUGCCCCGACUUUGACCCCAGCACCUGUGUACCGGGCUCCAUCACAUUCAUGCCCAACGGCUGCUGCAGGACCUGCAUCCCCCGCAAUGAAUCUCGGAUCCCCUGCUCCACCAUCCCUGUCACCAAGGAGGUGACCCACGCCGGCUGCAGCAGGACUGUGACCAUGAACUACUGUGUCGGCUCCUGUGGUACCUUUGCCAUGUACUCGGCUGAGGCUCAGGGCCUGGACCACCGCUGUGCCUGCUGCAAGGAGGACCGCACCAGCCAGAGGGAGGUGGAGCUGCUGUGCCCCACGGGUGGUACCCUCACCCACACCUACACCCACAUCGAGAGCUGCCUGUGCCAGGACACGGCCUGCGAGCCCCUGCAUGCCCGUGCCCGCCGCUCUGGCCCCCGUGCUCCCCGUGCCGGACACCAGUGACCUCCACCCCACCCGAUUCCCUCCACCCGCCUUUCUUUCUGCAUAUUUAUUCUUUCAGUUGCAGUUCAGCUCUUGACUUUCACUAAAUAAACUUGGCAGACACGC